This is a messenger RNA of Exophiala bonariae, 1953 nucleotides long. RefSeq lists its product as uncharacterized. Bases 1 to 1953 code for a protein of 650 amino acids. The transcript has 2 exons. Lineage: Eukaryota; Fungi; Ascomycota; Eurotiomycetes; Chaetothyriales; Herpotrichiellaceae. The record is from RefSeq and is a predicted model, not a curated record.
AUGAUCCCCAUUGUAUUGGGCUUGGCAGCCAGCCUCAGCGUCGCUUUUGCACAAGAAUGUCCUGCUGGAUAUGCUCUCAAUACUGGCAAAUUGCCAGACAAACAAACGUUGGAUUGGGUGGCGUGCCCUGUCGACGAUGAACCCACUCUAGAAUGUGCAACCCUACUUGUUCCCAUCGACUAUAAGAAUCCUGACGUUGGACUCUUGACACUUCCCGUCGUUCGUGUCCCGGCAGCCAACGCUACUGGUAAUGCCAAAUCUAUUAUUUGGAACCCCGGUGGCCCUGGUGUUGCUGGCAUUGCCAACUUUAUCGGACAAGGUGAAGCACUCGUCACAUUGGCUGGUGGUGGCUAUAACCUUGUGACACUUGAUCCUCGAGGAACUGGUUUCACAAUUCCCUACACGUGUCCCACCGUGGAUCCAGAGGAAGGUUCCUCGUUACCACUAGAGACUGAUGCUGGACUAAACGCCACCUUCGUCACCAAUGUUAACCAGGGAAACCUUUGCGGCGAAGAAGAAUACAAGCUUGCAGGUGAGCUUGUCGGUACUGCUUUUGUCGCUCGCGACAUCGACUCCAUUGCCCAAGCCUUGAAUGAGGACGGCAUGAUCAGAUACUGGGGUUUCUCAUACGGCACUUUACUUGGAUCCACGAUUGCAGCAAUGUUCCCCGAGAAGAUCGAUCGCAUGAUUCUGGACGGCAACAUUAAUCCAACUGACUAUUAUCAUGGUACAAAUGAGGAAUCAGUCGACGAUGUGGACGCCGCUCUCCUCAACUUCUUCGAAACUUGUGUCGAGGCAGGCCCUACCUUCUGUGCCCUCGCCGAUGGAGUCUCCACAGGUCAAGAGCUCAAUGACGCCUUCAUGGCGGUUGUAGAAGGUCUCAAAGACGGAUCCGUCACUGUCUCUGUAACCGAUUCUAGCGGCGAUCCGGUCGAAUUUGGUUACGCCCAGCUCGUCAACCAAAUCUACCCAGUCCUCAAAAGUCCACGUCAAUUCCCCGAUGCAGCAGAGCUUAUAUCGGUGGUGUAUGCGAGUGCCAGGACCGCUUCAAACCCAGGGCGAUUGAUUCGACGUGAAGUAUUUGAUCCUCUCGCUGCAAAUAGUAUCGAUCCACCUCAAGCCUUGAACGCGAUUACUUGCGGCGACUGGGAUGAUUAUGACGGUACCUUGGCAGAUUUUAAAGAGUGGCUUGGUCUAUAUCAAGAGCGGAGUAAAUUCGGCGGUGACCAGUUGAUCAGCAUUCUCUACGGAUGUGCAACCUGGCAGGUCAACGCGAGGGAGAAAUACUCCGGACUGUUCACAGGCGUUGAGACCAAGACUCCUAUCCUCUUCAUCAAUGGUCCUUUCGACCCCGUGACGCCAUUCAGUUCAGCCAAGAAUUCCAGCUCUGGAUUCGUUGGGAGCGCUCUUCUCCAGACCAUGGGAGCAGGACAUUGCUCUUCAGCACAACCUUCAACAUGUGUCCAAUUGAAAGUGGCUUCUUACUUCAAGACUGGCGUACUGCCAGAUACGUCAGAGAUUUGUUAUCCCGACAAGGCCGCUUUCUCUGGAGCGAUUGUGCAAUCUGUCAACGGCACCAAUAUCGGCCCGGAGACGAACUCCACCGACAGAGCUGUGGGAGAUCUCGGAGUAGACGACGACUUCGCCGCUGCGGUGGCUGGUCUUCCCAACCUAUUAGGCAAGCGCGACAACGUUGUGUAUCCCGCAGCGUUACAACAUGUGAAGCGUGAUGUGUACCAGGUGCUGAAGGAACGACAGGCGAGCUCGGCUACGGCAACGGCGACGUUGAUCCCGGCCACUUGCACUCCCACUGCUGGAGGCUCGGGAUCCUCCGGUUCAUCGAGCUCAAGCGGAGGCGGAAAUAACAAUGGUGCCUCUCAAUUGCUCUCAGUCAGCCAUAUCUGGAGCGUUGUUGGUGUCGUGGGCUUUGCGUUGUUGGGCGCUUGUUUGUAG